Molecule: messenger RNA, 1005 nt
Organism: Fusarium coffeatum
Lineage: Eukaryota; Fungi; Ascomycota; Sordariomycetes; Hypocreales; Nectriaceae
Exons: 1
Coding region: 1-1005 (334 amino acids)
Molecular function (GO): nucleotide binding
Source: RefSeq, a predicted model, not a curated record
AUGACCGUGUUGCGCUGGGGUAUGCUCGGCACGAGCUUCAUCUCCGAUGUCGUAGCUAGAUCAAUCACCAACAGCCAAAACUCCACCAUCGCCGCGGUCUUCGGUCGAAAUGAAGAGCGUCUGGCGACCUUCGCCGACAAGCACAACAUCGCUGAGCGGUACACAUCAAUCGACGAUCUUCUUGACAGGGCCUCAAUCGACGUUGUCUACGUCGGGUUACCAAACCACAUGCAUACCCCCGCAGUUCUAGCAGCAGCAAACAGAGGCAAGGCAAUUCUCUCUGAGAAGUCCUUGGCGACGACAAUGGAGGACGCGCAAGCUAUUGAGAAAGCCGUCAAAGACGCAAAUGUCUUUUUCUUGGAAGGACUGAUGUAUCUUACACAUCCCGUGAUAAAGAAAUUGCAGGAGCUGCUUCUCGACGGGCGCAUUGGUACGGUUCGAGGUGUCUCAGGAUAUUACUCUGCGAAUAUCUGGAAGAAGGCCAAUCCCCUCAGUAUGGGUACUAUCUACAACUUGGGUUGUUAUCCGGUCUCGCUACUCCAUCUUGUGAUUGAGACUGCUUUUGGAAGCGACGCGUUCGCGACGCGUCAAUUACACGGGUUCGGCAAUAUCUCAACUGAGGGUAGCGUCCAUGUUCGCGAUGCCUCUUUGACAGUGCGCUUCAACAAUGGCGUGCUGGCAAGCUUGCAAUCGACAGAUAGCUAUGGCAAUGAUUUCUCAUUUGCGGUUCUUGGUGACAAAGGACGGAUUAAAUUUGUCACCAAUCCGUGGUUGCCAAUGGCCGGAAAUAAUAUCAUCGAGCUCAAGACUUAUGGCGGUGAUACUGAACAGAUACUCGUACCGGCCGAGCUGGAUGCUUUUGGUCAUCAGGUGAGGAAAGUGGAGGAUUGCUUGAAUCGAGGUGUCAAAGAAGCCGAGCGUCCUUCGCCUAAUGUUGCCAAGAGUGUUGAAAUAAUGGGGCUUUUGACGGAGUGGGAGGCUCUCAUUCAGAGUCAACAUAAAUGA